AUGCGCGCAGACAAGGGCCCAGUCAAGGGCGAGGCCGUCUUUAAAUGGGUCGUACACGAGCUUACGCCGGUGGAAGAGAUUGCGAAUGAGCUCGAUAAGGAUCUUAUGAACGGAGAGCUGGAGAUUGAUGCCUUGAAGACCUGGCUGGCGAGCAUAAAUCCCGCGGAAUACCGCAAGAGAGUCAUGUAUCAACGCGCGCAGUCGGACCCGGCCAGCUACACCGAUCCAGAGGAUCAUUUGCGCCGCGCCCUGGCGGCCGUAGAUUGUGCGGAGGCGGCGUUGAGAGCGGCAGAAGCAAGAAUGCAUGUGCUCAAAUCGUACCGUCAAGCGUACCCAUAUCCUAGAGGGAUUCUGGGACAUAUAACAGAGGCAGAGGAAAUGAUCAGGAGUGGACGCAUUGCUGUCAGCACCGUCAAAGACGAGAUUGAACUUAUUUGGGACCGAAAUAGGCGCGCUAUUCAUGACGAUGUAUUCAAGUGAUCGGUCCGCCUUUUCUUUUCUUGCGCCUACUCGAUCACCUUGACCUUCGUACACAUACUUGGUGGAUAUAAGAGGAUGCUCACCAAGGAGAAACGUUGGUCUUUGGCUUGGUGAAAGGUUGAACCGUGGUAUCAGAUGGUUCACAGAAGCUGAAGUGAUCUUAUCUUGUCCCAACUUGCUGCACGAUUUGGAGGUAAGCCCACUGCCUGUAUCAUCAUCGAUCCGUAUCUCGCUCAUCUGUAACACUACCGACAAGGUCAACUGACAGUGUGGGUCAAGUGAGGCCCCAAUGAGCUCUUUGAGAAAGGAAAAAGAGGCCAAGAAUGGUAGACCUUGGAUUCUUUGGUAAAGGAAGUCAAUUCAAAGGGCUAAGGCAUAUGCAAACGUCAGAUGAAGACUGCGCAUAAGAGCUAUCAACUG
This is a messenger RNA of Aspergillus aculeatinus CBS 121060, 900 nucleotides long. RefSeq lists its product as uncharacterized. Lineage: Eukaryota; Fungi; Ascomycota; Eurotiomycetes; Eurotiales; Aspergillaceae. The coding region runs from base 1 to 480 and encodes 159 amino acids. The record is from RefSeq and is a predicted model, not a curated record. The transcript is spliced from 4 exons.